CGGUUUUUACCGUUGUAGGUCUCAAUCGUGAAGAUUGUUUCCUGACCAUCAAUUUGCAAAUGCCACAACUGCAAUAAGAGCGGGGUACUUAUUUGUACCGUGAAAGCUUUGUUUUGUGGCGGAGCCAAUUUUUUUGUUGCGCUCGGUUUUAUCUGUUUUUUUUUGUGUCCAUCCUCUCCGUGCCUUUACUUUUAUCACUUUCAGGCAAAGGCCUCAAUUUCCACCAUGGUUCUCUCGUCGGAAAGUGAUGAACAAAAAGACCGGUCCUCGGAAAACCGGCUUUCCUUCUGGGGAUUGGUCUUUGCGAUCAUGGUGACGGCCCUGGGUACUCCGGUGCUCACCUUGCCUUCGACCGCCCGCGAAGUUGGCCCGUGGCCUGCGGUAUUCCUGCUGUUUUUUACUGCAGUAUUGAACUCCGAAUCCGCCCGGCUCGUUGCAGGAGCCUGCGGCUUGCUGGAGAAAAUGGAGACCAGUAGUAUUCACGGGACGAAGGACCACGAUGACGCGCAGAUCGGUGGUGCCGAACCCUUAACAGCGAGCGCAGGUGUGGACGGCCACCUCCGCGAAGACAGCGCCACCUCCGUAGCGCAAGAACGGAAUGAAGUGGGAGAACGCAAGAGUCAACUUCACCAUCAACCAGCUUUCGUUUCGAACUAUGCGGCGUUCGUAAAUUUCUGCUUCCGAGACCAACCCGUGGUCCGGGGCAUUGCCACCGGAGCGACGUUCUUCGGGUAUUUCACCAUGCAAAUCUGUGGCGACAUUGUGCUCGGCAACGCGCUUCUGCAACUGGUGCCGCAGCUGCAGAGCGAGUUGCGGCUGUCGGAGUUCGCUGCCCGUGCGUUUUGGUCGGUCGCCUUUCUGCUGCCGUUGCACUUCUUCCAGGCCUUCUGCAGCGCCGACGUGCGCGAAUUCACGACGAAGCAACUGGCCGGGCUCGUGCCCUACGCCUUCGGUAUGAUUACCCUGAUUAUCCUCGUCGAGCUGCACACGCAAGAGGUCAACGAACACAGCCGCAUUUUGGACUUCUACUCGACGAGUACAACAACUAAUCCAUCAUCAACUGCUGCUCUCAAUGCUGCUGAUGAGCAAAGGAACGAGUCUGACAUCAGUAAAAAUCCACCAAAAGCAAAAGAACGGCUGUUCCUGUCUUCGCCCAAAACUUCAUCUACCCGACAAGAACAUGAAGCGAGCCCGGAAAUUACACCGACAGAGAUAGAAAUUCAGUCGGGGAUUUCGCCCCCUUCCCCGACCGCUGCCUUCGCCGCCGCGUGGCACACGUGGAGGUUUCACCCCUUUGGCAACGUGGACGGCGUGCUGACAUUCCUGCGGGUGGGCGCGGUGCAGAGCUACGCGUUCAUGGCGGCCUCCCUGAUCCCCACGCUGCGCGGCCGCUGUCGCCCGGCCGUGCGGGCGCAAAUCAGCACCGCGUACUACUCCGCCAUGCUGAUCGUCGCAACGGUGUUCUCCUGCAUUUUGCUUUAUUCCUACCGCGUCUGCGGCAACAGCAUUCCGGACGUGGUGUCUAACGCCUUUCGCCGCGACCGCCCGGACAAGUGGUGGUUGAUGGUGUUCGGUUUUUCCACCGACGCCGCACAGCGGGCCGCUGCGACCGACCCGGCGCAGUGCUUCGGGGUGCGGACGGAACUGACCCCCCUACAGCUCUUCCGGGGCGCGUGGCCGCAGAACAAGGCCGCGCCGGGCGGGGGCCCGGAGUACUACGCGCCCUGGAGCAUGGGGGAUCCCACCUGGGUGUCCCGCGGCUUGAACCUGCUCGUGCUGUUCUGCAUGAGCACCUGCGAUUUGCUGUACGUCACCAACUUCUUCACGUCCUCGGAGGAGCAGUGCCACUGCCUGCGGACGAGUCGCUGGGCGAACGCCGGCUUUCGCAUCAGCACUAUUUGCGGCCGCGUGCUCUGUUCCCUCGUGGUCCCUUACAUCGUAGAAAUAGCCGGCUUGGUCACUAGCCUCUCGCUUGCGCUCACGGAGCUCAUCAUCCCGCUCUACGCCUACUACAAAUUACGCAGUGCUGGUGCACACGACCGUGAGGCUCCUGACAGUGGGGAGCAAUCAACUGAGAAAACGGGCACUGCGAAUGAUGAAGCGGAAACACUUGAUCGGCGGCCAAGCGCAAAGGACGAUGAUGAUGAUCCCGACUCUUCGCCUCGUUCUGGUGGAGACCGUUCGAAAAAUCUCGUGGCCGAUACUAGCGACGCAAAAAGAAGAGAAGAUACGACAGUGCGGCUUAUUCUGCCGGAUUUCAAGGUCACUACAGGACUAGGUAGAAAUGAUGACGGCCUGAAGACCACCAACCACAGUGGAUCAUCGUUUGCGAACGCUCCUUUAGCAGAGGACUGUCGGCCCCUACUCCACGCGGACGAUUAUGCAGCAAGGACAGAGCAUGCCCCGCUGCACGAAAAAGUGGAAUCGAAAACGCAUGAAGGGAGAGGGAAGCACCUGCGGGCAGGAACAAAACGCAGAAGGGAGACUACCUGUUCGGCCUGCUUUCGUUCGUGCUCUCGUUCUGUCUUCCACAGCGUGGUCUUCCUCUUUGGCGGCAUGCUUUUCGUCUUCGCCUCGAUUGCCGGCAUGAAACGAAUAUCGACUAGAAUUGCGGAAGAUUACAAUUCCGGAAGCGGUGUUAUUUGCAACGGUCCAGUAGACCUGGAGGUGGAGGUGCACUGAUGCUGAAGAAGUUUCAUCGGGUGCUUUCACUUUUUUCAUGAUUCGGUCGGCUCUCGAGUACGAAAGUAUUCAAUCUAGAGAAUAAAGACAUUUUUUUUGGUAUGAUUUUUCAAUUGCUCAUCUUCUUCUUUUAAUGUAUCUAUCGUAUGUUCUAAGUUUUGACUUUUGACCGCGAAAUCGAGGCUCACUCUUUUUGACUUAUUUUUCCAUCGAUCUACAAUUUCAAUCAAAUAGCACAAGGAAAGCGAGAAGAAUGCUUCCAAUUUUCGCCACACUUGAAACGCUACCUUCUGUUUAUGGCUAGUAUCAGAAGGACAAACACAAACACGACAGAGAAGUGGUACAUAUCCUUUCAUUUUUUUCAGAAUCGACUUUGUCGCUCAUAUCAAUUCCUGACCAAAUAAAAAAUCACGCAAUCGCAAUGCUGCGUGUGCGUAUAUACAAAAAGGCGCGCUAGCACGG
Molecule: messenger RNA, 3144 nt
Organism: Amoebophrya sp. A120
Lineage: Eukaryota; Dinophyceae; Syndiniales; Amoebophryaceae
Source: the annotation of a GenBank genome assembly